Puccinia graminis f. sp. tritici CRL 75-36-700-3 is the source of this 1259-nucleotide messenger RNA. RefSeq lists its product as uncharacterized. Lineage: Eukaryota; Fungi; Basidiomycota; Pucciniomycetes; Pucciniales; Pucciniaceae. The transcript has 9 exons. Gene Ontology annotation, molecular function: protein kinase activator activity. The record is from RefSeq and is a predicted model, not a curated record. Bases 136 to 831 code for a protein of 231 amino acids. Gene Ontology annotation, biological process: positive regulation of protein phosphorylation; signal transduction; cell division. Gene Ontology annotation, cellular component: nucleus; cytoplasm.
GACUGGACACCCCCAACCAACAGAGCAAGAACAAGAACAAGUCAGUGCGCAACAAACACAAAACAAACUAAACCAACACACUACAAACACAACUUCAGCCCAAUCACCUCACAAAUCGAACGAUCAAACAGGAACAUGUCAUCAUUCUUUGGAGGACUUGCUGGAGGAAAACAGAAAACGGUCAUCAAACCACGCAAAAAUUUACCUGAACAUACUAAACAGUAUCAACUCAAGAAAUAUGCAGAUGCUACCCUAGGAUCGGGAAACCUGAGAUCAGCAGUGACUCUUCCGGAAGGAGAAGACUUGAACGAAUGGCUGGCGGUCAACACCCUCGAUUUCUAUAAUCAAAUCAAUAUGCUCUAUGGGACGGUGACCGAGUUCUGUACGCCUACCGAAUGUCCGGUGAUGAAUGCUGGCAGUCGGUACGAAUACCACUGGCAUGAUGGCAAGGAAUUUAAGAAAGCUACUAAGGUCUCUGCUCCGGAAUAUGUGGAGUAUCUGAUGAAUUGGGUUCAGGGAUUCUUGGAUGAUGAGAAGAUCUUCCCAUCCAAAAUUGGACAAGAGUUUCCAAAGACGUUCAAGUCGACGAUCCAAUCGAUCGUCCGCAGAUUAUUCCGAGUCUAUGCCCAUCUCUACAACCACCAUUUCGCCCAGAUUUGCGCCUUAGGAAUCGAGGCGCAUUUGAACACGUCCUAUCGUCAUUUCUUCUUCUUUAUCGACGAGUUCGAUUUGAUCAAAAAAGACGAGUUGAUACCUUUGGCGGAGUUGAAUGCAAGCAUCAUUUCAGGCGAACUUAAUAGCCAACAACAACAGCAACAACCACCCAAAUGACCAUCUUCUUUCUUCUCACACCCUCGACUUCAAUUGUACUGCCUGUAACUCAUCAACAACAACUCCAAGAAGAACAGCCCCCUUCCUUUUUUUUCCUUCAUCCUCCCUUUUUCCUUUGCAACCCAUGAUUCACAUUCUCGUCUUUUAUUUUUUUGGCCUAUAAUCAUCAUCAUCAGUUUCUUUAAUCAUGUUGUUGGUUUUUUUUUCUUUUUCUUUUUUUUUGAAGAGGAAGAGAUAGUUUUUUUUCCGUUCUUCUUUGUUAGUUAUGUGACUUUAAUAUAAAUGGGUAGUUUGUUGUUCUAGAUUAUUGAUUGUUUACUACAUGUUAACCAAAAUACUUCUUUUUAGAGUUUCAUUCAAUUUGCUAUUUAUUGUCCCGUACCUUUUUUUUGGUCUAUCAUUUGGAGACAGGAUUUUGGCUGAGUGAU